Molecule: messenger RNA, 735 nt
Organism: Rotaria socialis
Lineage: Eukaryota; Metazoa; Rotifera; Eurotatoria; Philodinida; Philodinidae
Source: the annotation of a GenBank genome assembly
AUGUCAGAGCAGUCUUUUAUCAACGAAACAUUAGAAAUCCAACCGUUGGAAACAGAAAUUCGGCAUGUCUUCAAUCAUCAUGUCACUGUGUUGUGCAAUCAAAAAUGGAAAAUCGUCGAUGAGAUGACAAAGUGGAGUAGUACACUUAUUGCUCAAAUUCAAGAACAUGUCAAACAACAAAGAGAACUUCUCGAAUUGGUAUAUCAAAAGAAAAAGUUUCACCUUGAAGCUUUAUGCAUUCGAUCUCUUGAACACGUUCAGAUGUAUGAGCAGAAAAAAGAAUACGAACAAUUAAAAUUAUGGUUCAAUAAAUGUAAUACUCUGAAAUUUGAAUUAGCUACAUUACUCUACAUUGAGCGUCCUAUAUCCUCAAUACAGUUGAUAACAGAAGAACAAUCAAAUGGACACGAACACAGCCAACAAAAGACUGCAUAUAUAUCAUCUGCAAUGAAACAAAUAGUAGACGACGAGAAAUAUAAUAGAAAUCAUACUGAUAUCAAUGAAAAUGGAUCUCCCAAAUUGACUUGGACGAAUACAGAAUCAGCGAAUACACCACCAGCAAUAAGAAAAUCUAUGAAUGAUAAUGAUCAAGCAAUCACCUACGAUGACAAUAGGCUAACCGAGAAUAUCUCCAGUGAUAAGGAAUUGUGCGAAAAAUGUCCUAUAUGUUUUAUGAUAUUUUCACAGAGUAUGACUGUAGACAAUCGAAAUCUUCAUGUUAACGAGCAUUAUUAA